This is a messenger RNA of Pyricularia grisea, 1741 nucleotides long. RefSeq lists its product as uncharacterized. Lineage: Eukaryota; Fungi; Ascomycota; Sordariomycetes; Magnaporthales; Pyriculariaceae. The record is from RefSeq and is a predicted model, not a curated record. Gene Ontology annotation, cellular component: RNA polymerase II transcription regulator complex. Bases 426 to 1205 code for a protein of 259 amino acids. Gene Ontology annotation, molecular function: DNA-binding transcription activator activity, RNA polymerase II-specific; transcription cis-regulatory region binding. The transcript is spliced from 3 exons.
UACCUUACCUACCUUAGCUACCUUAUCCACAACAUCAUCAACAUCCCUGUCUGAGGCUCGUUCUAGUCCUCGACACACACUCAUCCCAGAUAGGAAGCGGCUUCGUAUAAUACUUCUUGAUUUCCCCAUCUCCAGUUUUUCGAAUACAUAACAAAGACCUCGCUCAUCAUCAACUCUUGGAACAUUUCUUUCAUGGGACACUCAUCUAAAUCAUCUUCAUCAUCGACCUCUUCUAGCUCUUCGACUUCUUCAUCUUCGUCUUGCUGUUGCUCCUCCAAUACUUUAAUCUCCAGGACCUCAACCACUCAAACCUACUGCACCGCCAACUAUCGAUAUACAGUCCAAGUCAGAGUUUCUUCUUGCUUUGCUUCUUGGCGCCAUCGCUGUUGUUCUUGCUGUUACUUUUACUAUCGCCAGUCGCAUCAAUGCUCGCAAGGAGGGGUCAUUCACAAACCGCAUUGCAAAGCGAUAAGAAGCUGCAGGACAUCCACAACAUCAACCACUUCUCGAACGCGUCGGACCUGACGCCAACCGCCUCUAUGAUGGGUCAAAUCAGCCCACUCCUACAACUUCCUUCGCCACCGGCCGGCUCGUAUAACAACAACUACCUUUAUGCCGAUGCCGACCACUACAUUGAUGCACAGACCUCAGCAUCGCAAAGCCCUAUAAACUCACAAUAUGACAUGUCGUCGUACGUUCAAGAUUUCUGCCUCGGAGAUGUUUAUCCCAGCCCCGAAGGUGACUGCGAUGCCGACUCUCCACAGCCACUCGAAGGGUCCUCUACAUCACCAUCGGCAACCCCAGAAUCAAAGGCCCCCGCAAAGAGGAAACGGGAGAACCGCUACAAGAACGCGCCUCCUUCAGUGCUAUCGCGCCGGAGAGCUCAGAACCGAGCAUCACAGCGUGCCUACCGCGAGCGCAAGGAUCAACGCAUAAAGGACCUUGAGCAAAUGCUCAACGACUCAAAACAGCGCAACGACCUGCUCAGCCAAGCGUACCAGAACCUUCACGGCGAAUACACCAAGCUGAGGACAUCACAAGAACUUAUCGGCGCCGACCGGAAUACAGCAGCCUCAUACGACUUUUCGUCUUUCGAUCCCAGCUCAUUUGACUUGUCGUCAAUUUUGGGACCUGCUCCCACCACAAGGGGACUUGACAUCGGCCUGUACGCCUACCCAGAUAUUACGAGCUAUGGCCACAUCUGAUGUCAACCUUUUGGUCCCAUGACUACAUUAUAUGGUGGGAAGACGGCCAAUCAACCAUCUUUCACUGCUUUUUGCAUCCUAUAAUUGGAUCGGGAACUCCUUUCCGUAUCCUAGCAGAAAAGUAACAUGGAAACUUGCCGUCCUCUCCCCUGUUGUCAUGUUUGCUUCGUUCUCACUACGGUCGGCGUUAAGGGGUUUUCAUUUUUUGGGGGCAUCUAGAUACUCAGCAUGGCAUUGGUUCUCAGGAAUCUUUUUUUUUAUCAUUAUUCAUUCUUUUCUUGUUCUGUUUACUGGAAACAACAGCAAACAGCAUUUAUGGGCAGGGUCGCCAGCCUUUUCACCCAAGGCGAAUGCGGAUAGGAAGCAUUAGAUGGGACGGAAUGGUGCUUUGGGAGGAUAACGGCGAGUGUCUCACUACCUCGACAGCAAAUCUCGAGGGGUUCAUUUUGGUGUGGUUUACUGUUGUUAAAAACAUGAAAAUGGCAGUAGUAGCUACCGUUCAGCAGUUUUGUAUCUAUUUAAUUUCUACCCGCAUA